CGGUGAGCAUGAGCCCGGUUUUGGGUAACCCCAGCAACCGUUAGAUCCGAAAUAAAUAUUUUCCGAUUGUCAACAAGCCGCGAGUUGCCAAGUGUUAUAAAUAAUACGUGUACCUGCUACAAAGAAACAAAGAUAUAUAGUUUCCGAAAUUGGGAUUGGCAAGAUGGCCUGCUCCACAAACGUUUUGAAGGGCUUUGCCCUCUUUUGGGAUAUUAUCCUCGCGCUGUUCGGCCUGGUUGUGAUCGGCCUUGGUGUGCACAUCAUCUACAAAUUCGAGCACUUCAACACGGCCGCCUUCGUCAUCAUCGCAGUGGGCGUGGUCGUCGUUCUGACCGCCCUUUUCGGGGCUCUGGGAGCAGCGCGUGAAAGCAGUGCCACAUCCAAGGUGUUCGUUGUUAUUCUGAUUGUCUUGGUCAUACUGGAAGUUCUAGCAGUUGGGUUCCUGUGGGUUUUCCAAACCUCGCUGCUGAUUAACGUGGACAAAACGUUUGAUAAGCUGUGGAACGACCAGCCGGUGCCAAUCAAGCCUGGCAACCAGAGUCAGAUUGCCAGCCUGGAACGAUGGUUGGAUUGCUGCGGCAAUGUGGGACCCUCGGACUACAUUCUGCCCCCGAAUAGUUGCUACAACGGCGAGAGUGACAAACUGAAUCUCGAAGGAUGCCGGCAAAAGUUCCUGGACUUCAUCGCCGAUCGUUGGACGACAUUUAACCUGGUUUCCCUGGUGCUAUUGGGUGUGGAGCUGAUUUGCGCCCUGUUGGCCUAUGUCCUGGCCAAUAGCAUCGUGAACCGCUGGCGACGCUCGAAGUACUAUCAAAAAUAGGUUCACAUACCAUUUUGAAAUACAUUGAAAUGCAUUUCGAUAUUUCAAGUUUAAGCUGCGCAUACUUAAGGCCAAAGAACUCUCCAUACAAAUACUUAAG
Molecule: messenger RNA, 920 nt
Organism: Drosophila mauritiana
Lineage: Eukaryota; Metazoa; Arthropoda; Insecta; Diptera; Drosophilidae
Product: 23 kDa integral membrane protein
Exons: 5
Coding region: 164-820 (218 amino acids)
Cellular component (GO): membrane
Source: RefSeq, a predicted model, not a curated record